AUGUUUUUACCAAGAUCUGUUAAAGUCAAGAGGACUGCUGAUGAGGACAGAAGUUGUACAGCUAAGAAAAAUAAAUUGUCUUCUGGAGGAUCUUUGCUAGAGGAGACCACUGAGUUUCAAGACUGUAAGUCAGUUAGAACAGAAACUUCUCCUUCAAGAUGCAAUUUGAACGAAGUUGUACAAGAACGGACAGAACCUGUAGCUGGAGAUCUUAAUGUUGCUAAUACAACUUUGGGAGAGGACAACCAAAAUCCUGAUGAAGAUAGGUCUUCAGAAGAACCUGUAAAAUCCUUCAGCAAAUCCCAGCGUUGGGCAGAACCUGGAGAACCUGUAUGUGUUGUGUGUGGUCGCUAUGGAGAGUAUAUCUGUGAUAAAACAGAUGAAGAUGUUUGUAGCUUGGAGUGUAAAGCCAAACACCUUCUACAAUCUCAAGAAAAAGAAAAAAAGCUAAAAUCUGAUCAACUCACAAAAGCAGAAUCUCCAGCGGAAGCUCAUGUGCUUAAUACGCCUUAUUUCUACAAAGAUCAUUCCUUUAUUUUAGGUUUGCGAUAUGAGCAGAUUGAGAACCUUAAACUGCAGCUAGGUAUUGCUGUCCAGGGCCAGCGAGUUCCAAGACCUAUUGUAGAGUUUGAACACUGUGGUUUUCCUGAAACUUUAAAUCAUAAUUUAAAGAACUCUGGCUAUGAAGUCCCAACUCCCAUCCAGAUGCAAAUGAUCCCUGUUGGACUAUUAGGGAGGGAUAUUGUGGCUAGUGCAGACACGGGCUCCGGAAAAACAGCAGCCUUCCUACUCCCUGUUAUUAUGAAGGUUUUGGAAGAGACAGAAACUCCAUCUGCCCUUAUUUUGGCACCAACAAGGGAGUUAGCAAUUCAGAUAGAGAGACAAGCUAAAGAACUGAUGGCUGGUUUACCAAACAUGAGAACAGUUCUCCUGGUAGGAGGUUUACCACUACCACCACAGCUUCACCGUCUCAAGCAAAGUGUUAAGGUUAUAAUAGCAACACCUGGAAGACUAAUUGAGAUUUUAAAGCAAAGUUCUGUUCAGCUGCAUGGCAUAAAAAUUGUAGUGGUGGAUGAAGUGGAUACCAUGUUAAAAAUGGGUUUCCAGCAGCAAGUGUUGGAUAUUUUGGAAGACAUCUCUCAUGAUCAUCAAACCAUAUUGGUGUCAGCCACUAUUCCGGUGGGCAUUGAACAGUUAGCAAAUCAGCUUCUGCACAAUUUUGUCAGAAUAACAAUUGGAGAGAAGAAUCUUCCUUGUUCCAAUGUUCGCCAAAUUAUCUUGUGGGUAGAAGAACCAUCUAAAAAGAAAAAGCUCUUUGAAAUAUUAAAUGAUAAGAAACUCUUCAAGCCUCCAGUGCUGGUGUUUGUGGACUGUAAGCUAGGAGCAGAUCUGUUGAGUGAUGCUGUUCAUAAGAUUACAGGAUUGCAGUGUACAGCUAUGCAUUCUGAAAAGUCUCAGGUGGAAAGAACAGACAUAUUACAG
Molecule: messenger RNA, 1482 nt
Organism: Pterocles gutturalis (yellow-throated sandgrouse)
Lineage: Eukaryota; Metazoa; Chordata; Aves; Pterocliformes; Pteroclidae
Gene: DDX59
Product: DEAD (Asp-Glu-Ala-Asp) box polypeptide 59
Exons: 5
Molecular function (GO): nucleic acid binding; ATP binding; RNA helicase activity
Source: RefSeq, a predicted model, not a curated record